This is a messenger RNA of Paracoccidioides lutzii Pb01, 1950 nucleotides long. RefSeq names its product calponin. The coding region runs from base 1 to 1950 and encodes 649 amino acids. The record is from RefSeq and is a predicted model, not a curated record. The transcript has 2 exons. Gene Ontology annotation, molecular function: protein binding.
AUGGCGUCUGUUUCGUCGUUGGAUAAGGAUCUGCGAAGUAUGCGGCUAUCUCGGUAUACUCCCCAGGCAGCCAAUGAAAUACGGGAGUGGAUUGAGGAGGUGCUUCAUGAGAAGUUACCAAAGGGAGACCUACUAGGACUUCUGAAGAGUGGAGUUAUCCUAUGUCGGCAAGUUUACCGUGUCAAAUACAGGGACUCGAACAUGCCUUUCGUUCAAAUGGAAAACAUAUCUCAUUUUCUACAUGCAUGUCAAGUCCCCCCUUUGAGCCUCCAACCGCACGACGUCUUUCUCACUGUGGAUCUCUACGAAUCGAAGGAUCCAGCUCAGGUGCUACAAUGUUUACGUGCCUUUAGCAGGAGAGCCAACGCACUUCAACCAGGGAGGUUCCCACGAUCAAUUGGCAUGAAGAAUAGGGGCGAUGUAAUGAGUCCUCAACUCACUGGGUCUAGUCAAGGUACCAGCCUUGGAUCGCCAUCCUACACUCGAGGGAGGGGUGUUAGUAACGCGAACGAACCGAACUCUGGCACGUUUAAUCCGAUUGGAAGGCUUUCUGCCUCUGGACAGAACAGCCCCUCGAAAACCCACUCUGGGCCUGCAUCGCCAAAACAUGCUGUUAGUGCUUGGAUCAAUAAAGAAGAGGAAAGCACCACGACGCCAGCGUGGAAUAUACAUCAAUAUGGCUACAUGGGAGGCGCAAACCAAGGCAACCUUGGAAUAUCCUUUGGUGCAAGGCGACAAAUCAUCAGUCCGGCCCCAGAUGUGCCCACCUUGGCGGAGAAAGAGAGGAAAAGACGAGAAAAAGAGGCCGAAGAAGAAAAAUUAAGGCAACAGCGAGAAGAGGAGGAGUGCCAACGACAAGCAGAAUUAAAAGCAGAAGAAGAGCGUGCUAGGGCUGAAGAGGAAUCUAGGUGGCAGGAAGAGACGCUGAAACUGAAAGAACGAGAGCGGCGAGAGGUGGAAGAAGAGAAGAAAAGAUGGGCGGAAGAGCAGCGCAGGUGGGAUGAAGAAGACAAUCGUCGACGCCUGGAGGACAAAGCAGCGGAAGAGCGACUGGAAAACGAACGGCUGAGGAAGAAAGAAUUUAGUGACGCCCGGCUGAAUGGCCAAUUCCUCAGUCAGUAUCAAGCAUCGCAGUUCAAGACAUCCGUUUCAGCAUCAAAUGAAAGUGAGCGCAUAAAACAACUUGAAAGGGAGCUUGAACUCGCCAAGGAAAGAGAGCGUCGGUAUGAGCGUGAGCGGGAGGAACUUGCUCGUUCGCGUAACACGCAGCAGGAAGGGGUGGAUCCGCAGACAGACCGAUCCCGGAGCCACAGCCGUGAACGACACACUCUGGUAAAGCCAAGCUACGACGCAUCCUCCCUGGAGGAAGAACGCAAAUUACUUAGAUCCGAAUGGCAGUCCUAUAACGACCGUGCUCCCUCCAGCGAACCUUCUCCGCCUGCGUUAGCUCCACGCUCUCUCCCCGAGCCACCGGCGAAACCGCCGAGAAAUACGAAUCCCCCGCCUGCGCCUCGCCCUCUACCUGAUCCGACAAGCUACGUCAAUAAAAACCGAAUUGACCGCUUCUUAGCUGAAAACAGGGCCCCUGAACCUCCCCGCCCAGCGUCUCACAGACCCCUUGAGUUUUCAUCAAGCUCAGAAGUUGAUGAGGAGAAUGCCAGACGGGUUGCUUCAACUCAAAAGACACGAGCCGGAGGCUGGGCGUCCAAGUCGCUGCUUGAGCGCGAAAUGGAACGAGAACGCGAACGACAGCGAGAGUGGGAAGAGAGCCAGAAACAAACCAAGGAGGCCGUAGACCGAGGGGUUAAUACUGCGGGCACAGGGCCUGGGCAGGGUGCGUGGGAUGUCAACCAAUAUGGCUAUAUGGGUGGAGAUAAUCAGAAUCGUGGUGGACCUGGACUGUUUGGAGGUGCACGGAGACAAAUAAUUGGACCCCGUCCGCCUCCUUGA